This is a messenger RNA of Monomorium pharaonis (pharaoh ant), 4122 nucleotides long. Its product is annotated as monocarboxylate transporter 5. The record is from RefSeq and is a predicted model, not a curated record. The transcript has 7 exons. Bases 463 to 3063 code for a protein of 866 amino acids. Lineage: Eukaryota; Metazoa; Arthropoda; Insecta; Hymenoptera; Formicidae. Gene Ontology annotation, molecular function: monocarboxylic acid transmembrane transporter activity. Gene Ontology annotation, biological process: transmembrane transport; monocarboxylic acid transport.
ACGCGUGCUCUGUUCAAGUCAGGUGCGGCAGCGAGAACCUUUCCUAUGACGUGGAUUUCGAGGCUUCUGAACCGCAGUCGCCGCAGUGUACCGGGUGUCCUCAGCCAAGGCAGUCGCGUGAUAUCACUGGGACAACGCACACGCCGGGCCGCGAGCGAAUGCACGAAUUUGUCGUUGCGAUAAAAAGACGUAAAACGACGUUCUUUUCAGCGAAAAUUGUGCUAGUCUACUCUAAGUCUUCGACUAUAACGAUCUGCGCGAGUUCGUUGUUGAACGAGCGACUUGACGGUACGUGCAUGCUGAAUUCGGCGCGACCGACUUUCUGUGUAUCGUCCAAGAUUGUCCCGAGGGUCCUUAUGGUAACCGGAAGACAAAGUGGUUACCUUCGCACUGAAUUCCAAGGGCUGAAAGGCUGGCGACGUCGUUGGAUUCAUUCGGCUAUUACCUAUAUUUAGAGAAAUCAUGAGCAAGAAUGAUACCAUCCUACAAGGAAUUGAAACGGAAUGCGAGAACAGUUGCAGAAACGAGAGAAAUAGUGAUGAAAGCAGGAAGCAUGAUAACAAUAACGAUCAAAAUGGUUCCACGAAUGCCGCGAGUAUCAGAAAGGAAAAUCCGUGCAUAGCAAAGAAGAAUCAGAGCAACUACAACCAGCAGCCGCCUGGUGCUUCGUUGGUUGGCUGGUACAAUGUAAGUCCCAUUCGGAUUUGUUCGGAUUCCAUCCCGAAGCAAAAUGAUUUACCCGACAUCAGUGAGACUAUUCUGGAUUCAACCGAUGAUACGACCGAAAGAGCAAUAGUCACGAUCGAGCCAAUCGAACCAAUGGAACGAAGCGGUGCUCCGAACAAGAUUCAAGAGGAAUCGGUCACCGAUUCUGUAUCGGUCGAUAUAAAGACGAAUCAACGAAUCAAAGAUUCCAUCGAUUCCCUGAGCAUUUCGGAACGAGAGGAUUUGUCAAGUUUUAUCACGAGAGAAGCAAAAAGCGGCGACAGGGAGAAACCGAAAGUACCUGACGGCGGUUGGGGCUGGAUAGUCGUUCUAGCUUCUCUAGUCAUUUCUAUGAUAGCCGAUGGGGUUUCCUUCAGCUUUGGCCUGCUUUAUAUCGAAUUUCUUCACGAGUUUGGGGCCUCAAAGUCCAAGACCGCCUGGAUUGGUUCGCUCUUUAUGGCUGUACCUCUCUUAUCCGGACCGAUUAUGUCCGCCCUUGUCGACCGUUAUGGAUGCAGGAACAUGACAAUUGCCGGUGGUCUGAUAUCAGGCCUGGGCUUCAUCCUCAGUAUUUUUAGUAAUACCAUCGAGAUAAUGUACUUAACUUUCGGCGUAAUCGCAGGUCUCGGUCUAGGCAUGUGCUAUGUUACCGCAGUUGUCAGUAUCGCCUUCUGGUUUGACAAGAAACGAACCCUAGCCGUAGGUCUCGGAGCGUGCGGCACUGGUAUCGGUACAUUUGUUUACGCUCCGAUGACAACGUAUUUUAUCGAGGAGUACGGAUGGCGAGGCGCUUGUUUACUUUUAGCUGGCACUUUUUUUAAUAUGAUCGUCGCGGGUACCGUUAUGAGAGAUCCAGAAUGGUGGAUUCUUGAGCAAAACAAGCAGGAUCAAGCUCUGUCGAAAAAAUCGCACGGUCACUUGGACAGAAAUUCAUCGGCUGAAUUUCCAGGCGUCGAGGAGCUCAGAAAGCUGCUUAGAAACGACCAAGCGCCUCAAUAUUUUUUACAAGAUCUAAGCACGAGCACCAAAACGAUUGAUGGCACCAAAAGGCAAACGACGAGUGUAGUUAAUUUACCAACUUUUGUGAAGCGAAGCGAAAAGGUGCCUUUAGAAGUACUGGAGUUAUUACUGUCCAAUUCUAGACUGUAUACUGUCAUUCUGGAAAAUUAUCCCAGUCUUCUGUUACACAGAAGUUUAUCCGAUAAGCAGCUGCAAGACUCGAUGGGAGAGAUUUGUAAUAAAAGCGGCGUCACGAUGUCAAUGAGGCUUAAACGAGCAACGGAAUCAAAAGCGACCGAACAAAAAAAAGAUUCGACUUCCGUUCAUGCUCCGACGAAACUCGUUUGUGCUAGAAAGAUGUCCAAGAAAGAGAUAGAGGAAACUAAUUCCUUGCUAUCAAAAGAUGUUACGCAUACGGUCGCACCGACUGAAAAAAAGAAAUCCGUGUCUAGACGCUACGUCGAACCACAGAUGAAUGUAAUCAGGACGGAUUCCAUUCCUUGGCUCAGACGACAGUUCAGCACUAAUACCCAUUAUUUCAAGGAUAUCAGAGUGCACAGAAAUUCUGUUAUGUAUCGCGGCGCUGUUCUAAAUUUGCACAAAUACAGAUUGAGAGCGAGCAGUUGUCCCGAUAUCUAUCGAAAUAGUAUGACUACUUUGGCGAAAGAGAAUGAGCAGAAAUGGUACGUCGAGUUGGUAGACUUAUUAAAGAGUAUAUUGAAUUUCUCCAUGUUUUUUGAAUUGCAUUUCCUACUGAUGUCAUUAGCAACGAUAUUGCUAUUUACAUGGUUUAUCGUACCGUACUUUUAUCUGGCGGAACAUCUGACUAGAAACAAUUACGCCGAGUCUGACGCGGCAAAUCUCCUCAGCAUCAUCGGUAUAACGAACACUAUCGGAAUGAUUGUUUUAGGCUGGGCUGGCGAUCAACCUUGGAUAAAUGUCAGCAAGACGUACACUUGGUGCCUGAUAGCAUGUGGAGUGGCUACUAUAUUAAUGACUGUAUUCACUAACCAUUACAUACUUCUAUCAAUAAGCUCGGCAGCUUUCGGCCUUUUCUUUGCCAGUAAUUUUAGUUUUACUCCCGUUAUAUUAGUGGAACUGAUACCUUUGGAAAAAUUCACUACUGCUUAUGGUCUUAGCUUAUUGUGUCAAGGAAUAGGGAAUCUUUUAGGACCUCCGCUAGCUGGUUGGUUCUUCGAUGUAACAGGUUCUUGGGAACUUUCUUUCUUUAUGGCUGGCGGUUGGAUUAUUGUCUCUGGAAUCUUGGUAGGUAUUAUACCGUAUACGAAAAAUCGUAAGAUUUUCGGUAACGGACCAGUCGAGAUGGAACGAAUAAAUGACGAUGAUUGUUUGGCAUAGAGAAUAAAAUGUACUUAUUGCGUUUAUAUAAUGUGCGCACUGACGCUAAAUAGAACAAAAUAGAACAAAUGAAUUUAAUUGCAGAAAAAAAAUUUAACAACGUAUUAAUCAAACGAAUCUCACUGCAAUGUUGAAGAUGUAGUGUACAAUUAUGGCUAUAUUCCAAAAUUUAUUGUCAGUAUUGCAAAUUUAUAAUUUAUGUUAUGUUGAUUUGAUUGAUUUUCAGUACUGACAGUAAAUUUUGGAACGUGACCUAUGUUUAUCGUACAAUAUAUUUUCUGUAAAAAAAGUAUCCAUUAAAUUUAUCAAUAUUAAUUCAAAGUAGAUCACAUCAAAUGCAAUACACAUGUGUCAAUACUUAACCUAGUCCUCGAAAUACAAUACUUUGAAAUUGCUUUGAGCUCUUUUUGCGAAUUUUUGAAGAAAACAAUGAAGGUUUUUAAGUGACUUUGGAGUGGUUUUUGGGGUUUUGGUUCAUUUUUGAAGCGCCAUGCAUAUGCUUUUCGACGGAUAUGACUCAUUUUUUGUAGCAUUUUCAACUAUGCAAGAAAUUUCAUUGACAACACAAAAUUUGAGACAAAUUCUUUGCUUGACAAAUUUAUUUAUUAAUGAAAAUCACAAAACGCUCUUGAAUUAGACUAAUGUAAACAACUGCUAUAAACAAACUGACAGAUCGUGUCCAAACUAUGCGUGGCAAUUAAGUACAGUGCUACCAGCUUGCACACAAAAAAUUUUUUCGUCACCUUCAUCAUGGAAUUUUUAAAUGACAAAUUUCAAGUACCUUUUUUACAGAAUAUAUGCAACAAAGAAAUUUUAAAUUUCCUAUUUGCACACGUACUUUUUCUCUGUACUUAACUUAUUCGUUAUUAACAAAUUCUACUUAUAUAAUAAUAAUUAUACGUUGGUUUUAAAUGUAAUAAUUUAUAUGUACGUGCGUAUAUCAAUACACGCACGACAUUUAUAAAUGUCUUUCUAAAAGCACGUCUUGCAAAAAAAUUCUAUGUAAUAGAUUUAAUUUUAAAUAAUUAAUUGAAUAAAAUAACAUGAUCAAACAAAAAA